This is a messenger RNA of Xenopus laevis (African clawed frog), 2101 nucleotides long. RefSeq lists its product as uncharacterized. Lineage: Eukaryota; Metazoa; Chordata; Amphibia; Anura; Pipidae. The record is from RefSeq and is a predicted model, not a curated record. The transcript has 3 exons. Bases 785 to 1408 code for a protein of 207 amino acids.
UAACCAAUCCCAACUUGUCUUUCCCCAUAACUGAUCCCUUCCAUUCCCUUUAUCAGCUUAGUUGCUCUUCUCUGCCCCAUUUAAUACAGGACAAUACCUUGCUGCCCUUUCCUGCUGCUGACAUAAGCAGCACCCCCAUAAGUUUGUACUCUUGGGGGGGCACAAUGUACAGGUCUGUCCCAGUGACAGUAAAUAAUAGGACAUUACAUAACCGACAGUUCUCUGGCCGUCCCAGUAGGAAUGCAGCUGAUAUGAGGAAUGACACUGCUGUACAGUCAGUUAUGAGAAGCAGUCCUAAGGGGCGGGGCCAAAUAUAAUUCCGAGGUUCAGCUCUGUGACUGGUUGGUUCCAGUUGGCACAAACACACCCUAGGAAUGGCCUGAAUCUCAGCUCUGGACUGGAACAUCCAGUGUCACAUAGAACUCACCUUUCCCCAGGUGCAGGGACUCACACAGGUGUAGCUACAGAGACACUCACUGUGAGACACACACCAUGAGAGACAGCACAACAUGAAAGAGACACCACACAGGGGACAUAGUCAUUCCUGAUUAUAUUGGGGGUUGGGGUUCCAGUUUUGGAGGUUAGAAUUUGGGGGUACAAAUCUCAUUCCCAAUCAGAAGACACAUCAGGAAACAAUAUACUAAAUCUGUGAAGCAGAACUUCCAGGAGAAUGGACUUACCCGCCAGAACCUGAGAGAAUUCGGGGAGUAAGAGAGCGAGACCCACUACCGCCAGGACGAGACACCUCCAGAUCCUGCUGUGAGACAGACCUGCACUAGACAAGAUGGUGUCCCAGCUGGUGAUGAGGGGGAUCCACCGCACGGCUAUGACCUUCGGGAUGGCGUUCCUGCUGGGGGGCGUUGUGAUUCUCACCAUUUCUGACCGAAUGUUCAUUUUGGGGGCCUGUUUGUUGGGGCUCGGCAGCCUGGUGGUGAUUGGCUCUUUCCUGGUCACCGUGUCGUCCUGCGUGAGGAAGAGGAGGAGGAACGACGAUGAGGAGGAGGGGGGAGCACAGGCCCAAGCCCAGGGCACAGGACAGACUCACAUGGACCCUGCCCACUACGAUGCCCCCCGCUAUGAGGACGUGAUGGUUCAUGGCCCUGCGACCGUCUGGACUGUGACAAUUGGGCCGGUGCCGGAUAUUGAGCCCCCCCCAUACAGUGACAUCACCAGUGGGAAGGUGGAGCCCGUGGGGGGGAUCCGGGUGCAGCGCCCCACCAUGCUGAGAAUCAGCUCUGACAUCCAUGAAUUUAAGAACAAUGGGGGGAUCCUGGAGGAACGCUGGCCGGAGCCCCUCACCCCCCCACCAGAUUACACUGAGGCCGAGAUGCAGUGGGAGGAGGAUUUUCAGCAAACGACAUAUGAACAGAGUGCAAGCUCCGCAGGACAGAGGGAAACUCUGCAGUGAUUGAGUGCAAGCUCCGCAGGACAGAGGGGAGCUCCGCAGUGAUUGAGCGCAAGCUCCGCAGGACAAACACAAGGCUCCGCAGGACUGGCCAAGGAUUAUUGCUCUGCAGUAACAGAAAGACUUGGACACAAGGAACUAGUGAGACAGACAAGGGCAAAGUGCAAUGCUCUGCAGAUGUAGAAGAAAUGCUCUGCUGGGUUCCUGCAGCAAUAAAUACAAAGUGCAGGUUCUGAACUAUAGAUAUGGGGAAUACUCUGCAGAGGGUGAGGGUCUGUAGGAAGAAAUGCUCUGCUGGGUUCUUGCAGAAAUAAAUACAAAACGGAGGGUUCUAAACAUUAACCCCUCUGUAGCCAGAGCUGCUACAUUGCUCAUCUCCUGGGGCGGGGGUUAAUAUUUCUGAUCACAAAUGACCCCCCUUUUUCUACUGAUGCACUUUGGCAGCACUUUAAUAUUAACCCUUGAAUAAGUGGUCAGCAGACGGGUUUCAUAACGUUCUACUUUGCGCUGAACACUUUUACAUAACAGCAGAUGGAAUGGACGGACUGGAUUUAUACUGUGUCAGACUUGUGCUUUAGGCUACAGUGAGUAAGGGGUUAAACAUAUGCAGAGGACCAGCCUGGGGGCCAAUCAGGGAAUGUCAGGGGUGCACAUUAUUUAUUACAAUAAAAACUCCACAUGGUUCUUACAUUUUCA